UUUGGUUUAUUUUAUGUAAUCAAACACAAAGGAGAUCUGGAAAUGUGUCAAGCGCUGUUCGGCAUUAUUCACUGCAUCUAAAAACUUUACCAAAGACGACACGGUUCAGACCCAGUCGACGCACAAACUGUAGAGGAGAUGGGACAGAUGGAAGUGAGGAUGCCUCACAAGUACCUGCUGCAGGCUGCUUGGCUGUGUUGUCUGUUGACUGUUCAGGUGCACAGCUGUCCAGAUACCUGCAGUAAGUGUUCAGGCCCAGAAAAGGACCAGUGUGAGGAAUGCAGAGCAGGAUGGACACUCCAUAAUAACUCCUGUGUAGACAUAGAUGAGUGUGGCACCGAGCUGGGUAUCUGUCCUACAAACAGCUACUGCUUCAAUAAAGAGGGUUCCUUUGAGUGCAGAGACUGUGACCCGGCCUGUGUGGGCUGUAUGGGCAGCGGACCAGCACGCUGCAGGAAAUGUGCCUCUGGGUACACACUGACAGGGUCCAAAUGUUUGGAUGUAGAUGAAUGUAGUGACAGGGUACUUGCCUGUCAUGGUCUGGAUGAGAUUUGUGCCAACACGGAAGGCUCUUUCCGCUGUGACUGCGCUGAAGGAUUCAUACGCAAGGAUAGUGUUUGUGUGAAGAAGCAGCAGCCUAGUGUUCAGGAGAAAGGUCUUUUUGAGGAUAUUCAGGAUGACGAGGUGGAGGUGCUGCAGCAGAUGUUGUUUGGGGUGGUGCUUUGUGCUCUGGCCACAAUGGCUGCAAAAGGAGAUUUGGUCUACACAUCUGUAUUCAUGGGAGCGGUGGCAGCCAUGGCAGGGUACUGGCUUUCUGACAGGGGAGACCGUUUGUUAGACAGCUUCCUAAAGGGACGUUAAAGCUCAAAACUUAUAUAAAGGAUGCACAAAUGAAUGUGCCACUCCUUGGCAAGGCCUUAAACAGUUGCUGUUCAGACAAAGCAGGUGAAUCUUGUGUAUCCACUUGUAUUAUGGACAGUAUAAGUUAUUGAUAUGAAAACACUUUAUGCUCUGAAAGAUGUUUAUUAAAGUCACACUUCUAUGUCUGUAAGAUAAAUUAUCAUGGCAGCCUUUUAACGACCACUGAACCAUGAAAAUAAUGAAAUAAUGUAAAACUCCCAAGUUUUAUUAUGUUUUAGGACAGACUUCAUAAAAUAGUUAGUGCUAAAUAUGUCAGUGUGCAGAGAGUAAACCCCCUUCUUUCAUAUUUGAAGCCUUGUAAAUGAAAUUCAGGUUUUAGUUGUAGACACCCAGAAGAAGUGACAAAAUAAGUGACAGUUUUCUCUGUCCCUACAGCUUCUUUCUGUACUGCUAGUUUUAAUUAGGUUGACAAUGGACAAUGUUUUUUUUAUUUUGACUGACUAGGAUUGAUCACGAUUCUUUCACUACACAGUUUUUAUACAACACACUGUAAUAUCACAGAGCAGGGCAAACGCCUAUAGUGAAUGUUGCGUGUGGAAGUUUAUUCUUGAUGCGGUAAAUAGUAGUUUGAAAAAUCUUCAUUUAAGGUCCACUUAGCAGCUUUGUCUGGAGCUUUUCAACUGUAUUUCAUCGGGUUCAUCAGUGAAUGGAGUUUGCUUUGUUGCCGUAACAGCUGAGCAAACUCAACUGAAAUAAAUAUGUCCUAUGUUAACAUACAUACCCAGGAUUUCUCUUUUAUCAUCAGGGCACUGCUGUUGUUAAUGAUACAUUUAUUAAUGACAUCUGUUGAAUAAUAUAGCAUUACUGAAUGUUUAAAUCCAGGACUUUUGAGGAUUAUUUCAAAGCCUUUACCAAAGUAGAGAAGACAAAUAUAUGAAAGAAUCACACAAAGUGGCCCUUGAGUGAUGGAGGUAGAAACAGUUAUUAGAAUAAGUUACCAAUACAUUAUUGCUAUUCUAACCACAUAGUACCAAAGGUUUUGUUUUUUGCAAUACCAAGUAAAGGAGGAUUAUUGUGAGAAAUUAUAUGAAUAUGAAAUUGAAACCAAUAUGAAAUAAAUGACAAAUUUUAACUGCCACCGUGCUUGUUUGCACUUUACAGCAGUAUGAUACCAUGCAUUUAAAUUGUAUACCAUGACUGUAUGAGUACUAGAAAAUACUGGAAUUACCUAUUAACAUUUAACUGAUUUUGAGUAGAAAAUUACAAACAGAGACAGAAAGAAAGUCACCUUUAUUUGAUGGAUAUAAACAAGCUGGCCAACACUCAAUAGUAAUAUUCUGGUACAGCACAUACAAUAGCAAAUUGGGGCACUGAGGACAGCCUCCUAGGUUUAAAAAACAAAAAACAUUACAGAGUAUCCAUGCUUCAUUCAAAACUGACUCAGUCUCACUUUUUUUUUUCUCUAGGGACCUCCUCUGAUAAAGAUUUUUUUAAUAGAUUUUUCUCUUAUGCAUUCAUAACACACACAGACACAAACACACCCAUAUCCAUAAAAGCAGCUAUGCACACACGUGUGCACGCACACACACACACACACACACACACACACACGUCUCUCUUUUCUGAAUACAUUUACACAAGCAACCCCAAAAACAUGCUGCACUCUCACAAAACUGCACAGGCUGUCUACUAAUGGGACACAGUAAGUGAGACACACAUCACUCUCAAACACAACAUCACACCAUCACAAUGCAGAUGCAAUUAAUGAGUGAGGAAUGAUGCUUCAUGGGAGAUUAGCUCACGUUCACACAAGUAAUCAU
Molecule: messenger RNA, 2681 nt
Organism: Siniperca chuatsi (mandarin fish)
Lineage: Eukaryota; Metazoa; Chordata; Actinopteri; Centrarchiformes; Sinipercidae
Gene: creld1a
Product: protein disulfide isomerase Creld1
Exons: 6
Coding region: 139-861 (240 amino acids)
Molecular function (GO): calcium ion binding
Source: RefSeq, a predicted model, not a curated record